UUUUGUAGUAAAUUGAAUUUUUGGUUAGAUAAAUCGCGCAAGAUGGCAAAAUUCUAUCAAAUGGCUGUAAUUGUAGGAUCAUGUCGCAUGACCUAUCAUCCGUCUAUGAUUCGGAAUAGAGAUGGAUUGGAUGACUCGCCACCGCCACCGCCGCAAAUGAAACGUGAGUUGCCGUCAAGGAAAAUGUGUCUGGAUGCCCUAAGCCGCACGGAAUACGAUAUACUGAUAAUUGGCGGUGGUGCUGUUGGAUCAGGUUGUGCCCUGGAUGCAGCCACACGAGGUUUAAAGACUGCUCUGGUGGAGGCUGAUGACUUUGGCAGUGGAGCUUCAUCCAAAUCGAGCAAAUUGCUUCAUGGUGGCCUUCGGGACUUGGAGCAGGCCAUUGGUAGACUCGAUUUGGCUGCCUUUCGACGGGUGCGUAGCGCUCUGAGAGAGCGGAGUUUCAUUGCCAACAUGGCUCCGCAUCUGAAUCAACCAGUGCCGCUCAUGUUGCCCGUCCAUCAUUGGUGGCAGACUCCAAUCUAUUGGUUAAAAUUAUCCAUUUACCACAUGAUGGCUCCGAAGGGCAAUAAAACGUUUCACUACAUCUCAUCGGACAAGGCCAUGGAGAUCUUUCCAAUGCUGCGCAAACGCGAACUUUGUGGAGCUUUCGUUUUCUAUGAGGGACAGCAUGAUGAUGCCCGAAUGUGUUUAUCGGUGGCUCUGACCGCCGCCCGCUAUGGAGCGGAUGUCUGUAAUCAUAUGCGUGUGGUGGAGCUAAUCAAGGACAAAAAGUCACCGGAGGGCAAUGUCAUAGGAGCCAAGGCUGUGGAUCAAUUGACUGGCAAACAGUAUAAGAUCAAGGCCAAAAUGGUUAUCAAUGCUACCGGCCACCUCAGCGAUGAUAUACGCAACAUGGAGGAUGCGGAAGCUGCUCCACUAUGCACUCAAAGUUGGGCAUCUCAUAUAGUUUUGCCACCUUUCUAUUGCCCCGAGCAAGUGGGCCUCUUUGAUCCCCAUACCAAGGAUGGUAGAACCAUUUUUUUCUUACCCUGGCAAGGACACACUUUAGUGGGAACCACCGAAGAGAUGCGAGAUCCACAUGCAUUGCCACAAUCCACGGAGCUGGAGGUGCAACUUCUCUUGGAGGGCAUUAAAAGCUAUGUGAAUCCUCACUACUGGGAUGUCCGCAGAUGUGAUGUCCUGGCCGCCUGGGGUGGCUUUAAGCCGCUGCCCGUUGAAUCGGAUUUGCUGCGGCAGACGCAAUUGAGAAAUCAUGUCAUUAAUCUGGGAGCUGGUCAAAUGAUCUCCAUUGUGGGUGGCACUUGGACCUCGUUCCGAUUGCUGGCCGAGAAGGCGGUAAAUGCCGCCAUUCAAUAUGGUGAUCUGCAACCACUGAGACCUCAAUCCGUGACUGGUUUGUCGUGUAAGUUGGAUGGCGCCUCCGGCUGGUCGCCCAAGAUGUUUAUACGUCUCGUCCAGGACUUUGGUUUGGAGCGUGAUGUGGCCGUGCAUUUGGCCAACACCUACGGCUCGAAUGCCUUCAAAGUGGCCGUCAAUGCGGACAGCAGUGGCAAAUCUUGGCCCAUCAUUGGCAAACGGCUGCACACGGAGUUUCCCUACAUCGAGGCAGAAGUCAAUCAGGGCAUACGGGAACAUGCCUGCACUCUGACCGACAUGAUUGCUCGUCGCCUGCGUGUGGCCUUCCUGAAUGUUCAGGUGGCCGAAGAGAUUCUACCCAAAGUGGCUGAGAUUAUGGCUGCGGAGCUGAAAUGGUCACCCAGACAAAGGAAUCAACAGAUUCAGGAUGCACGUCGUUUCCUCUACACUCAAAUGGGUCAAUUGAAUACCGAAGAUUCGCCCCAUCUAACGAUUCCCAUUAAAAUGUCCAUAAAGCAAGUGGAGAAAUACGCCGGACAAUUUCGUCAACUCGACUUGAGCAAUACGGGUUAUGUUUCCAUUUCGAACUGUUGCAAGGCCAUGAAAUCCAUGGGUCUGAAGGAAGUGCCCAUCGAUCUGAUGCAUGAUGUUCUCCGUGAUAUUGAUUGUCAUGCCCAGGGCAAGGUAAAUCUAUACGAAUUCCUUCUCCUGAUGUCUGCCGUAGUUCAUGGCGAUACGGCGUACUUGAGAUAUGCCAAAAUGCACACCAAUGAAAAGUUGUCGGUGCUGGCCAAUCAAAAUGGUUCACGUUUUGUUAAAAUGGAAAGAUCUGGCGGUGGUCUCUAACUGGCUGAAAUGUCCUUUUGUUUUUUAGUAUCCUCUCUCACUAAUUACCUAAUAAUAAACUUAUCCAGAGGGGUGAGAGUAUUCUGUUUUAAA
This is a messenger RNA of Drosophila willistoni, 2298 nucleotides long. It is a transcript of the gene Gpo2, whose product is annotated as glycerol-3-phosphate dehydrogenase, mitochondrial. NCBI's taxonomy places the organism in Eukaryota, Metazoa, Arthropoda, Insecta, Diptera, Drosophilidae. Gene Ontology annotation, biological process: glycerol-3-phosphate metabolic process. The record is from RefSeq and is a predicted model, not a curated record. Gene Ontology annotation, cellular component: mitochondrion; glycerol-3-phosphate dehydrogenase (FAD) complex. Bases 43 to 2205 code for a protein of 720 amino acids. The transcript has a single exon. Gene Ontology annotation, molecular function: calcium ion binding; glycerol-3-phosphate dehydrogenase (quinone) activity.